Molecule: messenger RNA, 2871 nt
Organism: Penicillium cinerascens
Lineage: Eukaryota; Fungi; Ascomycota; Eurotiomycetes; Eurotiales; Aspergillaceae
Product: putative vacuolar morphogenesis protein AvaB
Exons: 4
Coding region: 1-2871 (956 amino acids)
Biological process (GO): intracellular protein transport; endosomal vesicle fusion; autophagy
Cellular component (GO): cytoplasm; fungal-type vacuole membrane
Source: RefSeq, a predicted model, not a curated record
AUGUUAUCCGCUUUCACCGCGCGGCCGCUGGUCGAACUCAAGCCGCGCGACAAGUCCAAGAUCGACUCCGUCCUCGCCUACGGCGACCGUCUACUCGCCGGCCUCAACAAUGGCUCCCUCCGCAUCUACCGCGUCACCGAUGACGGCACAACCGAGCUCCUUCGCGAACUGGAGAAGUUCUCCCGCUACAAGAUCGAGCAGCUGGCGCUUGUGAAAGAGGCCAGGGUCCUGGUCUCGCUGUCUGGGAGUUAUGUUUCUCUUCACGACUCUCAGACCUACGAGCUUCAUGAGCAACUCGCGCAGACUAAGGGUGCUUCUGCUUUCGCUAUUACCUCCAAUGUUGUCAAUGAUCCCGAUACCAAUGUCCCCGCUAUCGUCUCUCGGCUUGUGGUUGCUAUUAAGAGGAAGAUUGUUAUGUGGGUGUGGCGGGAUAUGGAGCUGGAGCCGAACACUACGGAGUUGAGCUUGGUUAGCGCGGUGAAGACUAUGACCUGGGUGUCUGCUACGAAGAUUGUUGUUGGUUUGAGCUCCAGCUUUGUUAUGGCUGAUAUCGAGAAUGGUCAGAUCUCUGAGCUGCCUGGACCGGGCAACAUGGAGGAGUCGGGCCGAUUUACAGGGGUCGGUGCUGCGAGUAUGAGCUAUAUCGGCAUGGGUGGCAUGGUGCCUCGGCCGCUUGCUACAAGAUUGAGCGAAGGCCAGAUAUUGUUGGCCAAGGACAUUAAUACCCACUUCAUUGAUGUGGAUGGCCAGGCGCUCGGUCGGCGGCAGAUUCCCUGGAGCCAUGCGCCGGUAGAAAUUGGAUACUCUUACCCGUUUUUGCUCGCGUUGCACGAUACUGCCAAAGGUGUGCUCGAGGUACGAAAUCCAGAGACCCUUUCACUGCUACAAUCUAUCCCUCUGCCCUCGGCUAGCAUUCUGCAUAUUCCUCAGCCGAAUAUCAGCCUUGCGCAUGCUGGAAAAGGGUUCCUUGUCGCAAGUGACCGGACUAUCUGGAGAAUGGAAGCCCUGAGCUAUGAUACGCAGAUCGACACCCUCGUUGAAAAGGGUUACUUGGACGAGGCAAUCAGUAUGCUCGGUAUGCUCGAGGAUGCUCUCUUACGAGACAAACCCGGUCGACUACGCUCGACCCAGCUUGAAAAAGCGCAAAGCCUGUUCGCUCUGCGUAAGUACCGCGAUUCUUUGGAUCUUUUUACCGAAGUGGCCGCUCCUCCGGAAGUCGUUAUUCGUCUCUAUCCCCGCUUGAUUGCCGGUGACCUAUCUGCUGUUCCAGAACAGAACGGGUCGGAUCAUGUCAACGGGUCUCAACCCGACGGGUCCUUCGAAGGGGCAAAGGACGGGCUUCAAAGGUCUCUCUAUGCUCCCUCUGUCCGGUCUCUUCUCCGAAGGACUGAAGAGGGCAGUGACGCCAGCAGUACUCGUGACGAAGAGAAGGACCUAAAGUCUUCAGUCCGUGAACUCCAGGGGUACUUGGCAGAUGUCCGUCGCCGUUUCCAGCGAUACCUUGGCCCGGAUGGCAAUUUGAAAAUACCUGCGCCUACCGAUGCCACGGACGAAGUGAGCGCCUCUGUGCUCAAAUUACUCGAUUUUCCGACACCCGACACCUUCUUAGAGGCCAUCCGUGCCAAAGCUCGACUGGUUGAUACCACGCUGUUUAGGGCACACAUGUUUGCGACGCCAUCACUCGCGGGCUCCCUGUUCCGCAUUGCCAAUUUCUGUGAUCCCGACGUGGUCAUGGAGCGCCUGGAAGAGACAGGUCGGUACAAUGAUCUGAUCGACUUUCUCUAUGGCAAGAAGCUCCACCGCCAGGCUUUGGAACUGCUUCGCAGGUUUGGCCAGGACGAGUCGGGGCUGCUAAGCGGACCGACCCGCACAGCCGCAUACUUGCAGAACCUUCCACCUAGCCAAAUCGAUUUGAUUCUCGAGUUUGGCGAAUGGCCGCUCCGUGAAAAUCAUGAAUUGGGCAUGGAGAUCUUCUUGGCGGAAACUGAAAACGCAGAGACGCUGCCACGAUCUCGAGUCAUUGCCUUUUUGGAGGGCAUUGAUGCCAAACUUGCUAUUCUGUAUCUUGAGCAUGUCAUUCGUGAAUGGAAUGAAAUGUCGCCUGACCUGCACCAGCGGCUUUUGAUGCUUUAUCUUGAUCGAAUCAAUGCCGACAAGAGUGAUCAAGAAUGCAAGGAUAAGUUCCUAGCCAUGCUCAAGGAGAGUGAGCAGUAUUCACCAGCCAAGACGUUGGAUCGGCUGGAUCGCGAGGAUCCAGACUUCUACGAAGCACGAGCUAUCGUGUUUAGCAAGAUGGGCCAACAUCGCCAGGUUCUGGAGAUUUACGUGUUCAAGCUUCAUGACCACGACAAAGCGGAGGAGUAUUGCAACCAAGUGCAUCUCACUGAACGCCAAUCCGAUGAAUAUGAAGAUGAAAAUGAAAAGUCCAUCUACCUCACGCUUCUGUCCCUCUACCUCGAUCCGCCACACGGCUAUCCACCCCAACACGGCCCCGCAUUGAUCGUCCUCGCCAAACACGGAUCCCGGCUACCGGCAGACGCAGCCCUGAGCCUGAUCCCUGCGGAGCUGCCUGCGCAGGAACUGGAGUUCUACUUCAAAGGCCGGAUGCGUGCAGCCAAUUCCAUCUUCAACGAGGCCCGCAUCGUAGCCAACCUCCGCAAGUCCCGCGACAUGCAGACCCAGGCCCAGCUCGUCCUCGGUGAAGGCGUUCGGGGGGGCGGGACCCGGGCACGCCACGUCACCGUCACAGAAGAACGGAUCUGUGGUGUUUGUCACAAGCGAUUGGGAGGAAGUGUGAUUAACGUGUUUCCCGAUAACACUGUCGUCCAUCUGGGCUGUACGAAUCGCAGGUCCAGCAUUCGUUCCGGGUAG